CCAGGACAGUUUCUGAGCCGCAGUCAUCGACUGCACCACGUCCUGCGCUGCUCUGCUGCUAUACUCUGCUGCUUGUGGUGCUGCUGUUGGUGCUCUGGUACUGCUGCUGUUACCGAUCAUCCUCUUCUUGCUACUACUACUACUACUACUACUGUUGCUGCUACUGCUGAUUCUGGUGCUGAUGAUCUUGCUGAUUCUACCGCAACAUUGUUGUUGUUAACUCUUUACAACAUCGUCAUCGUCAUCGUCAUUGUCAUCAUCAUCGUCAUCGUCAUCAUCUUCGUUCGUUCGUUCGUUCGUUCGUUAAGAAUAACGAAUUUUCUGUUGUUGUUGUUACCUGUUGUUGCUGCUGCUGUUGUUGUUAUCGUUGUUGUUUGUUACUGUUGUUAUUGUUAUUGUUAUUACUGUUACUGCUGCUGCUGGUGAUACCACCAACGCUGCUGCUGCUGCUGCCAUUGCUACUGUUGUUAUUGUUAUUGUUAUUGUUGUUGUUGCUGUUGUUAUUGUUCUUGUUGUUGAUAUUACCAUUGUUACUUCGUUUGUUUGUUUCUUUCUCUUUCCAUCUCUCUCUCUCUCUCUCUCUCUCUCUCUCUCUCUCUCUCUCUCUCUCUCUCUCUCUCUCUCUCUCUCUCUCUCUCUCUGUCUCUCUCUCUCUCUUUCAUUUUUCUUCCACGCUCGAUCCAUUCUUUAUAUAUUUUUGUUAAUCUCGAUCUUACUUUAUUCGUGAUUAAUAUCGAUUAUAAAGAGAGAGAGAGAGAGAGAGAAAAGACGAAGGGAGAGGAAGAGUGAAUUUGUUAAAGAACGAUGGACAUAAUGUUGGAUAUCAUGUGAUCUUUUUUAAUUGACGACGUUUAACGGUGUUAUUGUCCGGUUUUUAUAUUCGUGAGUGUACGAAAAGAAAAGGACCCAGUGAUUUCGACGAUUGGCAAAAGAUACGAUUGAUUUUUGUGAAGGUAUGUGAUCGUUGUGACAAACUGUUUAUAUCGAAAGAGACUUUCAACGAUUGGCCAGCUAUCACCAGAUGAAAAAGUUGUAAUUCUUUUGGAAUUCUACUUCUUUCGAUUGAAAGUUAUACAAAGGACAAACUUUGAAAAACUCUGUGCUUCUCAAAUCCCGGAAACUGGACAGUUCUUUCAACGAAAAAAAAAAAAAGAAAAAGAAAAAAAGAAAACGAAAUGAUUUGAUUAAACGAACCAAAUCACGAACCAGUGUUGUUAUUAAUUUGUUUUUGAAGAAGAACAGUGGACAAAAAUCAUAGGCCUAAAUCUUAUUUGUGAAAAGGAUAUUUGUGAAAACGAUAAGAAGAAUUUAUUAUUAUUUUCAUCAUAAUUUCUAUCGAUCGCCGAUCAUCGAUAGAUCAACGAUCAUCGGAAACUUAUCGAAUCUUUGGACUGGACUGGACGAGAAUGCAGAGUUCCGACUGAUUACACAUUUUCACGUCGUUAAAAACGAUAAACUAUCAUCGUCUGGCUGUCAUUUAUAAAGUCGUACGUGUUGCAAUAACGACGGAAGAAAUGAUAUUAGAGUGGCUCGAAAGCGUGAGAGGAGAUCUAACGUUCUAAGAAAUUUUCUAUGCCGUGGUCGUAGCUCUCGGAAAGGAUGUUCCACGGGGGCGGAAGUGGUGGGUACGGCGCAGGCUCCGACUAUCAGCAACAAUCUCAGCAACAACAACAGCAACACGGACAGCAACUGCAAGCCCCCGUUUACGUACCUUCGUCCAGACCAGCGAUCCCUUCAGCAGCCACGGCAGCCCAAUAUCAUUCCUUUGCCGGUUCUGCUUCACCUGCGUGGGAAAAAACAGCGUCCUGGCAACAUGGCGUCGAAACUUACGCUGCUCAUCAUGCAUUGGCUGGUCAUACGAGUGCAUCCAGUGCAACGAUGGGUCCACACACGGGUCAUGCUCAUCCUCAUGCUGGUCACCCUCAUACAGCACAUCCCCAUUCUACCCUUGCAGCGGCUGCACCCUUUUAUGCUCAGAACGUUGCGAUGAUGUCGUCAUGGCGUGCUUAUGAUGGCGCUGGAUUUCAACGUGCUUCGCCAUACGACACGGCGAUGGACUUUCAAUUUGGCGAGGGUCGAGAGUGCGUCAAUUGCGGGGCAAUUUCCACACCGUUGUGGCGAAGGGACGGCACUGGUCAUUAUCUUUGCAACGCAUGCGGGCUUUAUCACAAGAUGAACGGCAUGAAUCGACCGCUCAUCAAACCGUCAAAACGCCUGAUAUCUGAAUUUCAGACGGCUACGAGACGGCUAGGAUUAUGCUGCACAAAUUGUGGUACACGGACAACGACAUUGUGGAGGCGUAACAACGAUGGUGAACCGGUGUGCAAUGCAUGUGGCUUGUAUUUUAAGUUACACGGUGUUAACAGACCAUUGGCAAUGCGAAAGGAUGGAAUUCAAACGCGGAAACGGAAACCGAAAAAGACACCAGAACCAAAUGCUAGAUCCAAUACAGCGGAACACGAGACUACAGCAUCGAGUACAUCGUCACCUUCUAUGGAUCCAAAAAGUAAUCAACAACAGCAACAACAACAGCAACAACAACAGCAACAACAGCAGCAACAACAACAGCAGCAUCAAAUCGACGUGUCUAAAUCGUCGAGUUCCUCGACGCCGACUGAAAGGCCUGUAUACCUUGGACACACGUCCCUACUAGCAACCGGAAGUGUACCUGCCGUGAAAACGGAACCUCGAAGUUGCGACGGGAUCGUAGGUCAACCGUACUCAUCUUAUUAUCAACAUCCGCAUCAACUUAGCGUACCAACGAGUGAACAUCAACAACAGAGUUAUUAUGGAACACAGGAGGCCCCUUAUCAUCAUCAACAUCAUGUCACAGCUGCUGCUAAGCUUCUGGCAUCAUCGUAAUUUAAUUCCUUAAACGUAAGGAUUAAAGAUAAUGAAGCUUCAAUAUAAAAUAGAAGACUAUCUUACAAUUGGACGAUACCGAAGGAUAAGAUUAAUCAUCGAUAAAAGAAUUCGAUAAUAGCGAGUUUAAAGUGCAAUCCAAGCUAGCUGCUUGCUUAACGUGAUCGAAGAGAAUGAAAGAAGGAAGAAUAUCCAAAAAUAAAUAAAUAAACAUGUAAGGGGAUACGAUGAAAAGGAGAAUUAAUGUAUGUACACAAAUACGUACAUACUUGCUACGUGACUAUAUCGCGUGACAACGGAAACGAAGAUUCGAAGGAUAACUCUCGAUGGACGUUUAAUGCGAGAACAUAACGAGAAUGACCUUGGAUCUCUAGUCAACGAUCGAUAACGACGGAUUGAAGACGAUCGUUUCGAAAUUUUACGUACGAAAAUCAUUUUAACAGCUUUCGAGAAAUUGAUAAGGAACUACAUGAGCAUUAGACUUAUCAUUACGUUAAAAAAGCACACGUACAUAAACGUACAUAAUCAUAGACACACACACACACACACACACAUACACACGCAGAUUAUCUAUAUUUUAUUCGGCUAUUCGAUAUUUCUAUGACACACAUUAUACGCGAUCAUCCUUACGAUAGUAAAAACAAAAAAAAAAACAAAAAAAAAGAAAAAAAAAAGAAAUGCUUUCAUUGUAAAUAGCUCA
Vespula vulgaris is the source of this 3562-nucleotide messenger RNA. Its product is annotated as GATA-binding factor A-like. The record is from RefSeq and is a predicted model, not a curated record. Gene Ontology annotation, biological process: negative regulation of transcription by RNA polymerase II; positive regulation of transcription by RNA polymerase II; cell fate commitment. Bases 1600 to 2862 code for a protein of 420 amino acids. Gene Ontology annotation, molecular function: RNA polymerase II cis-regulatory region sequence-specific DNA binding; DNA-binding transcription factor activity, RNA polymerase II-specific; zinc ion binding. The transcript is spliced from 7 exons. NCBI's taxonomy places the organism in Eukaryota, Metazoa, Arthropoda, Insecta, Hymenoptera, Vespidae.